Exophiala xenobiotica is the source of this 966-nucleotide messenger RNA. RefSeq lists its product as uncharacterized. Gene Ontology annotation, biological process: L-valine catabolic process. Gene Ontology annotation, cellular component: mitochondrion. The record is from RefSeq and is a predicted model, not a curated record. Gene Ontology annotation, molecular function: 3-hydroxyisobutyrate dehydrogenase activity; NADP binding; NAD binding. Bases 1 to 966 code for a protein of 321 amino acids. NCBI's taxonomy places the organism in Eukaryota, Fungi, Ascomycota, Eurotiomycetes, Chaetothyriales, Herpotrichiellaceae. The transcript has 3 exons.
AUGGACGGAAAUUAUGCUUUCGUAGGUCUCGGUGCCAUGGGAUUCGCAAUGGCAGGCAACAUUCGAAAGAAAAUGUCUUCAAAGUCGACGCUGUACAUCUAUGAUGUACAUCGUCCGUCGUGCGAACGAUUCGUCUCUGAGUACAAUGGGGCAGGGCCUAUUGAGAUCAGUCAGUCUGUCAAGGACGCGGCAUCCGAUUCGAAAGUUGUCAUCUCAAUUGUACCGACGGCCGACAACGUCCGUCAAGUCUACCUGGAUCAGCAAAGUGGCCUGAUCGCAGCGCCAGCUGAUGCGGACCGUUUGAUUCUGGAGUGCAGCACCAUAGAUUCGGCUUCAACGCGAAAAGUUGGAGAGGCGCUGAGAUCAUCUGGACAUGGUCACUAUGUCGAUUCCCCCGUCUCGGGUGGCGUCCCCGCAGCAGAAGCAGGCACACUUUCGUUCAUGAUAGGAAGUAAGGGGCCAUCAGAAGAAGAUACAGCGGAGAUUAUGGCCGCCCGUAUCAACGACGUCUUAGUCAUGAUGGGUCAGCCAAAGAAAUUCUUCUGGUGUGGCAAACUGGGAGCAGGCCUUGCAGCCAAGAUCAGCAACAAUUAUAUCUCCUGCACUUUCCUGUUGGUGAUAGCGGAGGCUAUGGCCAUGGGCAUCAGGAACGGAAUCGAACCGAAAUUGCUGCAGGAUGUCAUUCACAAUUCUUCGGGACAAAGUUUCAUGGGAGACCACGUCAACCCUGUUCCAGGGGUAGUACCACAUGCACCGAGCAGUAACAACUGGAGGUUGGGAUUCAAGACUCAGAUGAUGAUCAAAGACAUCGGGCUAGGUGUAGAUGCGGCGAAGCAGGUUGGCAUUCAACCGACUAUGGCCGAGGCAGCGAUUGAGGUGUGGAAGAAGGCUGCUGAGGAUCCAAGGUGUGUCGAUCGAGACGGUUCUUCGAUAUGGCUACACAUCAAUGAUAUUCGGGACGAAUGA